This is a messenger RNA of Vicia villosa (hairy vetch), 1086 nucleotides long. RefSeq lists its product as uncharacterized. The record is from RefSeq and is a predicted model, not a curated record. The transcript is spliced from 9 exons. Lineage: Eukaryota; Viridiplantae; Streptophyta; Magnoliopsida; Fabales; Fabaceae. Gene Ontology annotation, molecular function: S-adenosylmethionine-dependent methyltransferase activity. The coding region runs from base 193 to 903 and encodes 236 amino acids.
AUAAUCCGCAGCAAUGUCACCAACAUAGCCAAAUACCCGAUGCCACGUGUGUGUAAGACGUGGCACUUGAGUUUCUUUGAUCUGAUUCGGGAUCCAAACUUUUCAGAUUUGAAUGAAACAAACAAGCAAACACGACAAUUUCAUCGUUCAUCUUGCUCCAAACACUUCCAACAACAUUGAACAACAACAGUGAUGGCAACAGGUACACAAGCCUACGGCGAAUCAUGGUACUGGGACAACCGUUACACAAACGAACCAGGUCCUUUUGAUUGGUACCAAAAGUAUAUCACUUUGGCUCCUAUCAUCAAUCUAUAUGUUCCUCCUAACCAAUCCAUCCUCGUUGUUGGUUCCGGCAAUUCAGCGUUUAGUGAAGGAAUGGUUGAUGAAGGUGGUUACACAGAUGUUGUCAAUAUUGAUAUAUCUUCUGUGGUCAUUGAUGCUAUGCAGAAUAAAUACCGAAAUUGUCCUCAAUUGAAGUAUUUGAAAAUGGAUGUAAGAGACAUGAGUGCUUUUGAAUCAGAGACUUUUGGUUCUGUUAUCGACAAAGGGACUCUUGAUUCUCUCUUGUGUGGAAACAAUUCAAGACAAAAUGCUACUAAGAUGCUUGAGGAAAUUUGGAGGGUUCUCAAGGAUAAAGGAGUCUAUGUUCUGGUGACGUAUGGAGCUCCACUAUAUCGCCUACGUUUGCUACGCGAAUCAUGCUCGUGGACAAUUAAACUCCAUGUGAUAGAGAAACUUGCAUCAGAAGAAAAAUCUGAUAAUCCACUAUGGGAGCUGACAAAACCUAUCAUGCUUGAUUACGAUGGAAGCUCUGUGGAGGAAACUCUAGGAACGAAUCCCGAUGUCCAUUAUAUAUACAUUUGCACUAAGGAACUUUCUGGCAACGCAAACGUAAAAGCGUGAAGGAAAAGUUUAGCGAGGAAGGCAUGCAUUUCUAAUCCAUAAAUUUGUGUUAACAGCUCUUUUACUCUAGUUGAUCCUAGAAUUUGUAAUGUCAAAACCAAAGUUUAAUGAUACUUUCUUUACAACAAUUUGUAUUAUGAUUUCCUCAGUAUUUAUGUGAUCUAAAGAGUAACAUUUCUGUAA